This is a messenger RNA of Mizuhopecten yessoensis (Yesso scallop), 1940 nucleotides long. Its product is annotated as thioredoxin domain-containing protein 12-like. The coding region runs from base 36 to 530 and encodes 164 amino acids. Lineage: Eukaryota; Metazoa; Mollusca; Bivalvia; Pectinida; Pectinidae. The record is from RefSeq and is a predicted model, not a curated record. The transcript has 7 exons. Gene Ontology annotation, cellular component: endoplasmic reticulum.
AUGAUGCACGCGACAUCACGAGUGACGACAACACCAUGGCGGACAAGAUGAAUUUGCUUGCGUGGAUGCUGUUCACAUGCCACAUUUCCUUGGUGUUUUCAAACGAACUUGCCAGAGGAUGGGGAGAUGGCAUAGCCUGGGUGAAACUAGAUGAUGGACUGACUCAAGCAAAGACAGAAAACAAACCUAUGAUGCUGAUCAUACACAAAAGCUGGUGUGGAGCUUGCAAAUCCUUAAAACCAAAAGUUGAAGAAUCGACAGCUAUUAAGGAGCUUAGUAAAGAGUUUGUUAUGGUCAAUACUGAGGAUGAUGAGGAACCGAGUGACUCUAAAUUUACACCUGAUGGGGGAUACAUUCCAAGAAUCUUUUUCUUAGAUAACAAUGGGGAGGUAUUAAAUGACCAUUACAAUAAGGAUGGUAAUAGCCAGUAUAAGUAUUACUACUACAGUCCUGACCACAUUGUUAAAAGCAUGAAGGCAGUGUUGGAAACAUUAAAAGGUGAUAAUACAGCUACCAACGACGAGUUAUGACGAGAUGGAGUUUAGAUGUAUAAUGUCUAGGACAACUUGAAGGUGUGAAAGGGACUGCUGUAUCAACACUGCUAUGGUGUCUUAGUCGUAAAAUUGAGAAACAUCUUGUGUACAUGAAUCGUGGUGAUUUUGAUAUAUGUAUAUAUUUGAAAUUGUGAUAAUUUGAAUAUAAGAGUUGUAUUUUUUUGAACAAAUGAAUUGAAGCUCUUUGAAAUUAAUGAAAUGUUUUUUUUAUGAAUUGAAUUUUUAAAACAUACAAAUAGAAGCAGGACCUUCGUACUAACUAUUCAAGACUAUGUUCAUGAAUGACAUCAUCUAAGUUUCUUUCACUUUUCACAAGUUUAUGAUAAAUUGUUUUACUUAUUAUUAUUUAGGGCUAAUGAAGUGUUAGAUUUUGCUUGGGAAAUCAGGUUUCAUUGUUUACCAAGCUGUUAAUUAUUUUAAGUACAAAUAACAAUGUCCUUUAUUUCUAUGCAUUUUACAAUGCAAGAUAUAUUUUUGCAAUAAUAAUGCAAGUAUUUAUUUAUCUUUAAGGCUGAUGAAACAAUUUAUCUUUUGCUUCAUGAUGCUUUACUGAUUUACUGUAAUAUAAAAGUUUGUGAGUCAAUGACCACAGUUACAUGUUCUGAAGUAUUGGGGCUAUUUCUGGGUCAACGACCACAGUAAAAUGUACUCAAGUAUUAGGGCUAUUUCUGUCGGAGUCAACGACCACAGUACAUUUGACGUCAAAUUAUGUUAUAAGUAAUAAGGUGCCCAAUAGAACCAGGGCAAUGUGUCGGUUUUUAAUUUACUCUGAUGCAGUAAUACACAGACCAGCAAAAAACAAAUCUCAAUAUUUACUGCAUUUUCAGUGGGUAAUGAUAAAUAGAUGUAUUCAAAUUAACUGCAUUUUAGAUUAUUUAAAGUGGCAAUAUUUUAUGUGACUUGUUUUGAACUGUUUAAUUGACCAAAUUUGUACUAUCAUGGUUUUUGAACUGUGAAUUGUUAAUGGUUUCUAAUUUCGUUAACUUUUUCUAGAAUCCUAAUGAGGACAUUAAAAUCAUAUUUGAUAUUUAUUUAACAACGAAUGUACAUUGUAUGCAUGCUAUGUCAUUGUCAAUCUCAGUGUAAUUUUCAACUAACUGUUUGUCAUGUGUGUUUGUCUAAUUGUCUCCCCUGAUCAAAGUGUCAUAUGUAACAUAUGCUGUAACAUAUUGUAUAAUCAAUCGAGAACUUUCCGCACGUAAACGAGAAAAUACCAUCUGUUGUAAAAUGUGUGGAGUUACUUCCCCUGAACAAAGUGACUAUACUCAAUGUGUCUCCCCAACUAAAAUGACUGAAUGCUUUACCAUAGAGUAAAUGUGCGUCCUUGCUUUAAUUGUCCUUUCUUUGGUAUCUUUAACUUAAAUUGAAAAAUAAAUAUUAUUGAAA